CAAGUCAGCACGAAUAGAUUUGCACUGCUAAGUGACAAUGCCGAUGAUGUGAAUAGCCAAAUUUCUGAAGGUGCUGCAAAAGCUACUAAUGCCAAACCUCCGCCGAUUUUUAUAAGAGAAGAGAAUUCAAGCUCUCUUGUUAAAAAAAUCACCCAGCUAAUCGGUAGUAAUAAGUUUCAUAUUAUACCACUAUCUAAGGGAAAUAUUCGCGAAACUAAAGUGCAAAUUUAUGUGAAAGUUUUGGAAGCACUUAAAGAACAAGGUUUCAAUCCAAAACCUGCUGUGAAUAUUUUUAAUAGGAACACAAUCCCUCAACUUUUAUUUAAAGUUGAGCUCGAGCCUGAAAACAAACCACUGGGCAAAAACGAUGUNUCUCUUGUUAAAAAAAUCACCCAGCUAAUCGGUAGUAAUAAGUUUCAUAUUAUACCACUAUCUAAGGGAAAUUUUCGCGAAACUAAAGUGCAAAUUUAUGUGAAAGUUUUGGAAGCACUUAAAGAACAAGGUUUCAAUCCAAAAGCUGCUGUGAAUAUUUUUAAUAGGAACAAAAUCCCUCAACCUAUGUUUAAAGUUGAGCUCGAGCCUGAAAACAAACCUCUGGGCAAAAACGAUGUGCAUCCAAUUUAUAAAUUACAAUAUCUGCUGCAUCGUAGGAUAACUGUGGAAGAACCGCAUAAGAGAAAUGGCCCUGUACAAUGCACCAACUGCCAGGAGUAUGGUCAUACUAGGUCUUACUGCACGCUUCGCUCAGUGUGCGUAGCUUGUGGAGAGCUACAUGUCUCUGCCACUUGCACAUCAAACAAAGAAGACCCGCGUGCAAAAAAUUGUGACCUCGAUCCAAAUUUAGAUACGCCGACCGAUAUUGAAAACUCCAUAGCCGCUCUUGAAUCUACACUUAGAGCAGCCGCUAGCGUUUCCACACCCCAGAAAGGUUAUGUGCAAGAUAAAAAAUAUAAUUUAACGAAUAGGAAAAUUUAA
Molecule: messenger RNA, 975 nt
Organism: Rhagoletis zephyria (snowberry fruit fly)
Lineage: Eukaryota; Metazoa; Arthropoda; Insecta; Diptera; Tephritidae
Product: nucleic-acid-binding protein from mobile element jockey-like
Molecular function (GO): nucleic acid binding; zinc ion binding
Source: RefSeq, a predicted model, not a curated record